CCCCGCCCCCCGCCUUUCGCUUUUAGCCGGGCCGGGCCCUGCGCGGCCGCCGUACCGGGGCGAGGCGGGCCGGGGGCGGCGGGGCCAUGGGGAACCUGUUCGGCCGCAAGCGGCGGAGCCGCGUCACGGAGCAGGACAAGGCCGUGCUGCAACUGAAACAGCAGCGGGAUAAACUGAAGCAGUAUCAGAAACGGAUCACUCUGAAUCUGGAAAGAGAGAGAUCUGUAGCCCGGCAGCUGCUGAGAGAUGGCAAGAAAGAAAAAGCCAAGUCAUUGCUAAAGAAGAAGCGCUACCAAGAGCAGCUGCUAGAUAAAACAGAAAACCAAAUCAGCAACCUGGAACGCAUGGUCCAGGAUAUUGAAUUCACCCAGAUUGAAAUGAAGGUGAUUGAAGGCCUGAAAAUUGGCAAUGAAUGUCUGAAUAAAAUGCAUGAGGUCAUGUCAGUAGAAGAAGUGGAAAGAAUAAUAGAUGAAACCCAAGAUGCUGUGGAAUAUCAAAAGCAAAUCGAUGAAAUGUUGGCCGGCAGCUUCACCGAAGAAGAUGAAGAUGCCAUUUUAGAAGAAUUAAAUGCCAUUACUCAGGAACAGCUCGAGCUCCCUGAAGUUCCCGCUGAGCCACUCCCGGAAAAGACCCCAGGUAGAGUCUCUUUAUUUGAUCGCACGACUUCCUGCUUCUCCUGCAUCUUCUCAGGGGUCUAACGGCAAGUUGGGCCCCUUGUUUGCGGUGGAUGUAGCGUUUCUGAAUGUGAGCGGCUGAACGGUGCCUGGUGCAGUGUGGGCUUGGGCUAUGCAAGCUUCUUCUGACAAUUGCAGCUUAUCCUGGACCUUCAGCACCCCCACGGCCCAGCCUCCGUCCAGCCUCUCAUGUUGUUCAGCAGUGCGUCUCGUAAUCUGCACAGUGGUCUAGCGCUCCUACCCUCUGGUAAACCAGGCCAUCCCAAGUGACAUUUCUCACGGGCAGGGAGGCUUCCUGGCACAGCACAAUGCAAAACACUUGUUAGCGUGCUAAGCUCACCCCUAGAGAACUUGUUGUGUUUCUCCCCCAGAACGUGGGUCAGGCUUGGGAGUCUGAUACCAGAAACGGUUGGGAUCCCUCCCAGCUCGGCUGCUAUCACAGUGUGCUGCUGCUAGCGGGGCUCCAGUUCCAAUCCAAUUGCUGCUCUUUUUAGGGUCAUAAACUAGGCCCAUCGCUGUCUCAUGAGCCCCGUGUCUCUCAGAACUCUAGGACCCCUGGGGCCUGGGUUCUGCAGAGGUGAUGCUGCUUGCCUCCAGAAGGGGCCCAUGUGCUGCCUCGCCCCUGAGCAUCCAGUGCAGGAGACAGCGCUGUAGGGGUUGUGCAGAUAGCACAAGGAGUAGAUGAUGAGUCAGAAUGCAAGGGCAGGUGAAUUGUGACACUCCUGGGCCUUAGCCUGGCUUUGGGGAGGAAGGAGUUAAAGUCUGGCCCCAGAGAAAUGGGGCUUUGCCCUUGCCGGAAGAGCUUCAAAGAACCCCUGCCCUGGGGGAGAAUGAUGAAAUGGGGCUGGACUCGCGCUGGGUUUGUGGAGCUGAGUCUCCCCUCGCUGUAGGAAAGGAAUCCAGCCUCCUGAUUGUAGGAGCCAGGAGCAGUAAAAGCCGCAGGACGUCUGGUUUUGGCUGUGACAGCUGGACAGUAAACAAGGGUCAGUCAGUCCAGGCUGUCAAUCAGUAGCAGGCUGGCCACACCCUAACGUGAGCUCUACUUGGAGAGGGCCAGCUCAGUCCCUGUGAGGAUGCAUGUUGUCGUAACACACAGAGGAGGGAGAUCUCUAGCCAGUGCCCUGCAGAAACUGCUUGCUUUGACCUUCUGUUGUAUGAUGCAGUGCACUGGUCUUUCCUGCUCCGGUUUCUAGACUGUAGCCAGUAUUUGUUAAGAUUGUAUUUUAACUGCUUGAGCAAUAUGUGGGGCAGAGGGAGAUGCUGGAUAAAUAGAAUUGCUCUUGGUGUAUCGUUCAGUAGAUUUCCCAGGUGCUGCUGGAGUGCUCCUCCCUUGCAGAGACACGAGAGAGGAGUCCUGUUUCUCUCGCAGGACUUGACUCUCUAUCUUCUCUUAUUCUGAACUUUCUUCCACAGAAGCAUCACCUGUCAAGAUCAAGGCCAAGCCAGAACUGGUGGCAGCAUCUUAAUUCCACUCCUGG
This is a messenger RNA of Chrysemys picta bellii (western painted turtle), 2152 nucleotides long. It is a transcript of the gene CHMP6, whose product is annotated as charged multivesicular body protein 6. Gene Ontology annotation, biological process: late endosome to vacuole transport via multivesicular body sorting pathway; vesicle budding from membrane. The record is from RefSeq and is a predicted model, not a curated record. Lineage: Eukaryota; Metazoa; Chordata; Testudines; Emydidae. Gene Ontology annotation, cellular component: multivesicular body; ESCRT III complex.